UAUGUGUAUGCCACAGAAAGACACACACCGGCUGCUCUGCAAACCAAACCUCCAGCCACUGCUUGACACGCACGGCGCAGAGACACACACGCACACAUGCCCAGAGCGCUGCGAACUAACCCCCCUCUCCCGCCCGAAGCGAACAGGCUUCCGCAAGGCAGCCCCGCUCAGAGAGGGACACCCCGGGACGCUCCGAGGGACACAGGAGGUGUGGAGGCGCUGCCCAUGGCUGACAAGAGCUUCAUUGAGAAACCCGAGUCCUGCCCGCAGAAGGAGGAGGCUUUGGAGUGGGGCUACGAGGAAGGAGUCGAGUGGGGGUUGAUCUUUCCUGAUGCUAAUGGAGAAUACCAGUCUCCUAUUAACUUGAAUUCAAGAGAAGCCAAAUAUGACCCCUCACUACUAGAAGUACGUUUAUCACCAAACUAUGUUGUUUGCCGUGACUGUGAAGUAAUUAAUGAUGGGCAUUCCAUUCAAAUUGUCCUUAAGUCAAAAUCAGUGUUAGUAGGUGGGCCAUUACCUCGGGGACAUGAAUUUGAACUACAUGAUGUUCAGUUUCACUGGGGGAGAGAAAACCAGCGUGGCUCUGAACACACUGUUAAUUUUAAAGCUUUUCCCAUGGAGCUCCAUCUAAUCCACUGGAACUCUACACGGUACAGCAGUAUUGAUGAAGCAGUGGGGAAGAAGCACGGUAUAGCUAUCAUUGCUCUGUUCGUGCAGAUAGGAAAGGAACAUUUAGGCCUAAAGGUCGUAACUGAAAUUCUCCAGGACAUCCAGUACAAGGGGAAGUCCAAAACAAUACCCUGUUUUAAUCCCAACUCUUUAUUACCAGAUCCUCUUUUACGUGAUUAUUGGGUAUAUGAGGGCUCCCUUACCAUCCCACCUUGCAGUGAAAGUGUUACCUGGAUAUUAUUUCGAUAUCCAUUGACUGUAUCCCAACUGCAGAUAGAAGAGUUUCGAAGACUGAGGACACAUGUUAAAGGUGCAGAACUUUUAGAAGGCUGUGAUGGGAUAUUAGGAGAUAACUUUAGACCAACUCAGCCACUUAGCGACAGAGUCAUCAAGGCUGCAUUCCAGUAGCAGAAGAAAAAACAAUAAUGAUAACAAAACUUUAUUUAGGACUCCAGUCACCAAUGAGUCAUUUUAGUGUUACAGAGCUCCACUCCUUGAGACUGAUAAAGAUGGAGGAAAAUGACGUCAUCUCAAAGGAGGGUUGUUUCAUUUGGAUCUCCUCUGUCCUCUGUUAAAAUGUUACUCUUUUAUUCCAAAUGCUGCACAUUUAGUUAGACACAGCCAAUGCAUGCAGAAGAGAGGAUGCUGAAUAACUGGCCUUUUCAUGGCUAAUGUUAAUUUGUUGUUCCAUUAAUCAGAGUAGGUGUGAUUGUUUCUUGCCUCAGUAAUGUGUUUAGCUUCCACUGGCUUGAAGAACAAGAAGUAAAAGAUGAUUUUGGGUCCCGUGCAUAGGUGCAAAUACACAUUUGAACCUUCACUACCCACACGUCAGUUAAUCUAUUUCCCCAUACCUUACAUUUAAAAAUCCCUCAAUAUUCCAGCAUAAGUCACCAACCCUCAUUACACUUAGAUAAUCAAUGUACUACACAGCAGCCUAGUGAUGGGAUAUACUAACACUGAAUAAAAGAGAACUUACUAUGCAGACAAUAGGAUCAGCCCCAACUUGGUAACCAACAUUAUUAUUUAACAGCCCUCCAACAUUGUCAAGAAAAUGGACCAUUCCAGAUGCACAAGCUACUCACUUGCUCUCUGUAAUGACUGAUGAUGCAAAAUAAGUAGACAUAUCUCCACAGCUACAAUGAUCAACAUCCUCUCCGCACAACAUACAUUUCAGGAUCCAUGGGUCUUAUACACUCCUGUCACAAUAAUGUGAUGUACCUCAUCCAGUACAUCAAAUGCCCCAACCAUGUGGGUGAAAUGAGACAAUCACUAUGUUUCUUAAAUGAACUCACACAGAAAAAUGAUAAAAGACAAAAACACCAUAUCACCCAUGGCCAAACACUUUUCACAAAGUGAUCAUUCCAUCUCUGACCUCUCAGGCCACAAAGGAAACCUGCAUAACACCUUCAGAAGUUGAGUCUGGGAGCUUAAAUUCAUAACUGUGUUAGACUCUUAAAAUCAUGGACUCAGUAAAGACAUUGGGUUUAUGGCUCAUUACAACAAUCCGUAACCCACCAACCCUCCUUUGUCCUAUGACUGCAGAGGUGUUACCUGCCCACUUCACCUUGAAUGGUCUCUUGCAACAUGUGUUAACUUUAUGCUUAACAAUUUGUAUUUAGCUGUGUCACUCUGAGUACCUUUCCCAUACCUGAAGCAGACCUCUGUGUAAACUCAAAAUCUUGUCUCUCUCAACAACAGAAGUUGGUUCAAUAAAAGAUAUUACCUCA
Messenger RNA from Caretta caretta (loggerhead turtle), 2396 nucleotides. RefSeq names its product carbonic anhydrase 8 (gene CA8). Lineage: Eukaryota; Metazoa; Chordata; Testudines; Cheloniidae. Gene Ontology annotation, molecular function: carbonate dehydratase activity; zinc ion binding. The record is from RefSeq and is a predicted model, not a curated record.